GAAAUGGGGACGUUUGUAACUGCUGUGGUUGCUUACGGCGAGGAAGAAGAAGAUGACGAGGAAGAAUAUUAUGAAUCAGAGCAUUUGCCUCCCCUCUUAGAAGACGAGGAGAAUGUGUCCUUGGCGGACAUCCUGUCGCUGCGAGACAGCUGUCUGUCAGAGGAGGAGGUGCUGGCCGUGUGUGUGGAGUGUGUGUGCUCGCUCCAGGGCAUCGCUCUGUCGCCGCUCUUCCACACCCUCUGCAUCACGCCCGACACACUGGCCUUCAACGCCCACGGCAACGUGUGCUUCAUGGAGCAGCUCAGCGACGAUCCAGAAGGCUCGUUUGUACCUCCAGAGUUUGAUAGAACUGGGAGUACAUUUGAGGGUCACGUGUACUCGCUGGGCUGCACCCUGUGCGCGGCGCUGGACUUUGUCAUCGAGCCCGAGCUGAAGGCGGAGCUGGGGGCGGAGGUCAAGAGGCUGCUGGAGCAGAUGCAGCAGGAGAAGCCGGAGGACAGGCCUCGGCCUCAGGACAUUCUGUCUUUAGGAGAGCUCAGACUCACAUCCAGCUCAUCGCUGACCAUCUGUCGCAAGCUGUCUUCCAUCGGAAGAAGAGUCCUGUCCAUUGAAUCAGUCUCCACGCUUCAAGAUAAAUGGGAGACAUCUUGGGAGAGCCACUGGAGGCAGGUGAAAGCCUGCCAACUGUUCUCAGAACAGUCCUCAGCUGACGGGUGCAGCGGUUUGGGGGAGAACCACAUCAGCGACUGGGGUGCCGCGGGAAGCUGUGCAGACAACAGCCAGGAGGAGGAGGAGGAGGAGGAUGACGAGCAGCCCCCACAGCAGUGCCACUGCCCCCGGCCCUCUCCCUGGAGGCCUGCGGAGAAGGAGAGCUGUGAGAACGGCCUGAUGGGUAGAGAACCCGGGGUUCCUGAGGGCACGCAGGAGGCGUUCCAGACUCCGGGCGACAGCAGGUCCCAGAACAGCUCGCCCGUGCACUGCCGGGCGCCGGCGAGAAGGAGGCCGCCGUGGGCCGUCCUCCACCGUUCGUGGUCCGUGCCGGACUCGCACGACCCCCCGCCGAUGCUGUCCCCGCCCCCGCACCCGGACAUCAGCUACCACGUGGAUGACCUGACGGAGAUCGGGGCGGACGAACCCAGCGCCGGCCGGCCUCUCGUCUGGAGCCAGGUGCUCCGGAGAGGGUCCUCGUCUGCCCCGCCGCCCGAGGAGGCCUCAGGGACGGAGGUGUUGACCGCUGGUGCUCACGCGACCGCCGACGGCAACGGAAGCGGAGUAGCUGAUUGGUCUGAGAACGAGGCCGUAGAUGACCAGACGUCUCCCUCCUGGUCGAGUGCGGAGACCAUUAGGGACAACCACAUGUACAGCCUCAAUAAUCACAUGACUAAAAGCAUGCUGUGCCUCAACGAGGAAUCUCAGGAUGAGUGGAUCUCCCUGAGGGAGCUGCUCUCGCGCUGCGCUCGCCCGCUGUCGGUGAAGGAGCUGUGGGCGCUCUGCUACACCUGUCUGGCCACUCUCCAGACCUACAUCGACUUCCCAGCUUAUUUGUGCCUGGAUACUGUGUAUGUGGGCUGUGAGGGUGACAUUCUAUUUCUGAAGCCUAAAACCACAGGAUCAUGUGAUGCCUUUUAUUUGGCACCCGAAUAUUUGGAGCAUGGCAUUGUGACAGAAAAGGCCUGUGUGUACGGGGUGGCUGCCAUCCUCUGGGCCACAGCCAAGUUCAAUUUGUCCCCUCAUCAAAAGCUGGCCAUGCCCAGAAAACUGAAGAGGCUCCUCCUGGAGAUGGCAAAGAGGACCCCCCUCGAGAGGCCUACUAUUGUUAUGGCAAAGAAGAGCUGCCGUGACUACCUGUCUCGCCAAGGCACUGCUGCGGAGGCUGUGUGGACCCAGCUCAUCAACAGAGUCCACAAAUCACCUAGUGGCAGAGCUGGAGAGGCACACAGCGAUGUGGACGGCACACGUUCACAGGCACAGGUCACAGCGGCCUUUAAGCCCAUAGCCAGCAAAGGCCUCCUGGCUCCAGUCCUGGGCCCCAUUCCCCACAGUUACCCAUUCACCACGGCGACGCAUCUGCCCGAGGCCUUCACCUCUCCUGCCACGCACUUCAUCCCCAUCGUCCUGGAACGGAAUGAGGGCACGGACGCGGAGCCACCCAGGGCCGAGGCUGGCGCUGAGAUGACUACAAAUGGAGUUGUGACGAGAAGUGACAGCUCAUCCUCGGGGACCCCGGAGGUGACAACGACCCGCCCACCCGCCUCAGGCUCACCUCUCCCUGAUCCAGGCUCGGACCUGACGGAGGCCAGCAGGGCUGGGACUUCCAAAGUGGUGGGCGGGCUUACGCAAGAUGACCACUCCUCCUCCUCCUCCUCCUCCUCAAGUAGCCAGACUCUUGUCAAUUCUACCCCUCCGGUCCACCAUUCGGCCAAUCCUGCUCCAUCUGAUAAUUGCCUGCCUGUUUUCAACAACUUCCUCCUGCAUCAGGACCCCCAGACAGGGAGGGUCACCCUGGUGCCCGUGCAGAUAACCACGGCACAGCCUUUCACAGGACUGGACCUUUCCGCUCUGCCCUUGACCGUAGGGUCAGGACGACCGCAGGUGAGAACUGCUCCGAGCCGCCACAAGCUGCCGCCGGACCCUCCCCUACUACCCCCCUCCGGCCAAUCGCACUGUCCGGCUCUGCUGCACAUCAUCGGCCUGCUCAGGGAACAGUUUGCCUACGACGGCUACAUGGAGAAUGGAAUUCACGACCUGGCCAUGGGACAGUACAUCUUCUCCCUGAGGGAGCUGCAGUUUGAGACCUUCUGCCGUGUCAUCACGGAGAAGUUUCAUGACCUGUACUGGGAAGAGGAACUCCUGGCUGUGCUGUACUGCACUGCCAAUUAUGACCUCCUUUCUGUAGCCUCUAAUGAACAGGCGCCAUCAAAGCCGCUAGAAAGGGCAUCCCCAUCGCCCCAGAGUGCAGGGCGGAGAGACCACACACACCAGGUGGAGAGCUCCCACCCCGACUGCCGUGCCAACCCGCGGCCGGCGAACUCGCUCGCUGCCCCGACGCUAGUCCUGCCACGCCCACCGGAACUUAACAGGGAGAAGGGGAACACCGCUAGACUCGGAACAACAGAGAACGUUUCGAAACGCAAGAGCACCCACGACAAGACAACAGCUCCAUGUCUGCAGGAACGAAAACAGGAAGUGAUAUCAAAGGAGAGUAGGGAGCAUGGUGGCGCAGUGGAGGUGAGAGGUGUUGGGGGCUCACUCGGGGGGCAGAUGGAGGGCGUUGGGUCUCCCGCUGUGGAAGCCCCUGAUGAAAGCCCGUCUGAAGCCGAGCCCCUGAGCCCGUCGGAGGGCUGGGAGGAGCUCGGGGGUCCAUGCGGCGGUCUGGCUAGCCGGCUCGGGCUGGAGCUGGACCCUGGCGAUUCGGGAUCGUCCGGCCAGCUGCACCACGACUCCUCCGUGGACAUGGAGGACGCGGACUCGCUGGGCUCCAACAGCCUCGGGCCGCUCGGCGGCUCGGCCAGAGGUGGCCCCCAGGGGCUCGGCUGCCACAGGCCGGCCUGGGCUCUGGCCCUCCACGGGCAGGAGUGCUUCAACCAGGAGGUGGUGAGGUAUGCCGGGGAGCUCGGACGACACGGCAAGGGUUCCUCGAGUCUGGAGGAGAAAGCCCAGGAACUUCACCAGCAGUUGACCAUCGAGACCAGAAACAUGAGGAAGACCAGAACUUUCCACCACAAGUUACUGAAACAAGAACGGAAAAACAAAGGAUCGGAAGCGAAAAUUAUGCUGUCAAAACUAAGGAUUCAGUUUGAGGAGCAGAGGACCAAAGUGGAGUUUCUAGACGCUGUGAGAAAGUACCUUGAGGUGUUGUGUUUGGAUCGACAGAGCGUAGAUGUAUCUCUGCUGCCCUCUCUGGCCAAGGGAGGCUCUGGUGGCCUAGAGAUCCAGCCUCAGGAUGACCCAGCACUGCUCACUCUGCUGUCCGAGGCGAGGAGGGGGAAACGGGGCUUGGCGGGCAGCGGCAGCAGCCUCCUGGUGUCAGGGACUCCGCCGGGCCUCAUGUCCUACCUAUACGCCAGAGAUGCUCACAUUGAGGGCUACGUUCAGCAGUUCCUGUACACAUACCGCUACUUCUGCAAGCCUGAAGAGGUUCUGCACUUUUUAAUGGAGACCUUCAGGAGCGUGUCAGGUGAAAAUCAUGAUGACCCGUCGUCAGACGCCACCAAGGUGUUUAACCGCUCGCUGGACCUUCUGCACUGUUGGGUGGAGGACUGUCGGCUGGUGGACUUCGCCUCCAAACCAGGGCUCCAACAGACCCUCUCCACCUUCCUCUGCUCAGAGGUGGCGCCACUGGACUGCCGGGGAGAAAGCCUGCUCGCUGUGCUCCAGGGUGAGCAGGAGAAGAGAUGGAGCCAGGGGGAGUCUGCUCCCUGCUGGGGCCCAGACUGCUCUCUGGAGGACGGGGACGCCCAGUCAGUUCACGCCCGCUGCAGGAGGACGUCGAUGGACGACGGAAGCAAAAAGAGUUUCCAGUGGCGCCUGUCCCGUGUGGUGGAGCCCCAGCCCAAGGAGCCGGUGUUCUCCAUCGCGGCGGUGCUGCCGCGGCCCUGCUACUCCUCCCUGCUCAAGCAGAUGGGCCCCGCGGCCUGCCUCAGGGCUGAGGAGCGCCUGCCCUUCAGCCAGCAGCAGCACAGCGCUCAGCACACGGCCCAGCACCUCACGCUGCUCGAGCAGGAGAUGUUCCACAGCUGUCACCCAGUUCACUUCCUCAACUCACGAGCUCAAGGGGUCAAAGACAAGACCAUGUCCAGAUGCGUGUCUUCUGAAGCAGUGCCUGUAGAGGGCGCCGGCGGUCACGUCCUGUCCGAGGCCUCGCCGCAGGAGUCACCUCUGCUUCAUCUGCUGAGAUACGGCGACAGCGUCACCAACUGGGUCUCCGCCGAGAUCGUCAUCUGCGACUCCGUCAAGGCGCAGACAGCUCUGCUGGCCAAGUUCCUGUCCAUAGCCAAGUGCUGCUAUGAGUCCAGGAAUUUCGCCACGGCCAUGCAGAUCCUCGCCGGCCUGGAGAAUGUCAUCAUCCGCCAAUUACCCGCAUGGAAACAUCUGGGUGUGAAAGUGUGUGAGAUUAUAGAGGAACUUCGAGCUGUUCAGGUGUUCCUGCGGAGCGACAGCCUGUGCCUGGUGGAGGGGGAGCCCCUGCGGGUCAAGCCCACCCUGCCCGACGCCCACAUCUUGGCCCUGCACCUCCAGCAGCUGGAGAUAGGAGCCUUCACGCUCACCACCGGGGCCUACAAGUGGCCCAAACUGAGGGCCAUAGCCCGAGUGGUCAGCCAGGUCCACGCGUUCCAGGAGUUUCCGUACUCCUACGCCGCUGACCCGGAGUUGCAGGCCUACCUGCGCGUGCGCAUCGCUCGCCUGGGCUCCUGCGACGUGCCGCUCCUCGCCGCCGACAACGAGGCCAACUUCCACCAGCUGCCCGGCAGUGACCGCCACUCGCGCCGCAUCCAGGAGACCCUGCGCCGCGUCAGAGCCACCUUUCAGUGAGGCCGUCUCUCUCUCCCCUUGCCGGACACGACAGUGUGACGCCGUGACACCCAUCUGAUCUGAGAUCAAAGCGAGGGCGUGGAGAGCCUCAGGAUUGGGACACGCUGUUGUACUCCA
Molecule: messenger RNA, 5649 nt
Organism: Sardina pilchardus (European sardine)
Lineage: Eukaryota; Metazoa; Chordata; Actinopteri; Clupeiformes; Clupeidae
Product: kinase non-catalytic C-lobe domain-containing protein 1
Exons: 31
Coding region: 4-5532 (1842 amino acids)
Biological process (GO): regulation of dendrite morphogenesis; small GTPase-mediated signal transduction
Cellular component (GO): guanyl-nucleotide exchange factor complex; neuronal cell body; dendrite
Molecular function (GO): guanyl-nucleotide exchange factor activity
Source: RefSeq, a predicted model, not a curated record